Molecule: messenger RNA, 2262 nt
Organism: Oncorhynchus tshawytscha (Chinook salmon)
Lineage: Eukaryota; Metazoa; Chordata; Actinopteri; Salmoniformes; Salmonidae
Gene: chrna2a
Product: cholinergic receptor, nicotinic, alpha 2a (neuronal)
Exons: 7
Coding region: 138-1805 (555 amino acids)
Biological process (GO): signal transduction; monoatomic ion transmembrane transport; nervous system process
Cellular component (GO): neuron projection; synapse; postsynaptic membrane
Molecular function (GO): acetylcholine-gated monoatomic cation-selective channel activity; transmembrane signaling receptor activity
Source: RefSeq, a predicted model, not a curated record
GAGUGGGAGGCUGGACUGGAGAUCACGAAGGGACACGGAAAUAAGCACUGUUUGACGCGACUUUUCCGUUCACUUGGAACGUUUAUAUAUAUAUAUAUAUAUAUAUGUAAAAAAAUAAAAAAUAAAUUAAAAGGAAUAUGGAAGGAAAAAGCGGAUACCUCUUAUUCACGCGCACCGCAGUGGUUUACGGUUUAUUCCUCAUCAACCCGGUGUUAAGUGAUGACUGGACUCAUGCCCAUGCAGAGGACAAGUUGUUCAACAGGCUGUUCAUUGGCUAUAACAAGUGGUCCCGCCCCGUACAAAACAUCAGCGACAUUGUCAUCGUCAAGUUUGGUCUGUCCAUCGCACAGCUCAUAGACGUGGAUGAGAAGAACCAGAUGAUGACCACCAACGUGUGGCUGAAACAGGAGUGGAGUGACUAUAAACUGCGGUGGCGUCCAUCUGACUACGACAACGUAACGUCCAUUAGAGUACCUUCUGAACUGAUCUGGGUACCUGACAUCGUCCUCUAUAACAAUGCGGAUGGUGAGUUUUCAGUGACCCAUAUGACCAAGGCUCAUCUGUUCCAUAGUGGUCAUGUGCGCUGGGUUCCCCCGGCCAUCUAUAAGUCCUCCUGCUCUAUAGACGUCACCUUCUUCCCCUUCGAUCAGCAGAAUUGUAAAAUGAAGUUUGGCUCCUGGACCUACGACAGAGCUAAAAUAGAUCUAGAGCCUAUAGGGGAUACUGUGGAUCUGAAGGACUACUGGGAGAGUGGUGAAUGGGCUAUAGUGAACGCAGUGGGAACCUACAACACUAAGAAGUACGACUGUUGCCAUGAGAUCUACCCUGAUAUAACCUACUAUUUCAUGAUCAGACGCCUGCCUCUAUUCUACACUGUCAAUCUUAUUAUCCCUUGUCUCCUCAUCUCCUGUCUCACCGUCCUGGUGUUCUAUCUGCCUUCUGAUUGUGGAGAGAAGAUCACCCUGUGUAUCUCUGUCUUACUUUCUCUCACCGUCUUCCUGCUGCUCAUCACUGAGAUCAUCCCCUCCACCUCGCUGGUGAUUCCUCUCAUUGGGGAAUAUCUCCUUUUCACCAUGAUCUUUGUCACUCUGUCUAUUGUUAUAACGGUGUUUGUCCUGAACGUCCAUCAUCGUUCCUCUGCUACUCACACCAUGCCUCGCUGGGUUCGGACACUGUUCCUGUCUGUCAUUCCCCGGUGGCUCUGCAUGAAACGACCCCCACCUGAUCUCAGGAGGAGGGGCUUAGUCUGCAAACUCCACCCCUUCGGAACCUUCAGAAUGCCUGGCCCCUCUCGCUCUUCGUCGCAUUCCACAGCUCACACCUGGCUCAUGCGGGAGUCCGAUGUUGAUCUCCAUGGUAACGAGGACGAGGAUGUGAUUCGCCGUGGUUACUUGGAUACGGAGAUGGACGCGGGGUUAGGGGUGGGGCUGAGGCUUCCCCCAUCCUUCUCCUUUCCCCCUCCCUCUCCCCGCCUGCCCGUCUACACCCCCCUCAUCCCCAAGACUCACACCACCCAGCGGCCCCCCAAUCUGAGUCUGACCCCCGACUGGGAUUACAAUCCCCCAGGUCCUGAUGUUGGUAUGGCCCCAGCUCCAGCCCUGUCUCCUGCAGUGUUGCGAGCCCUGGAGGGGGUGAUGUACAUCGCUGAACACCUCAGAGCCGAGGACCAAGACUUCUCUGUGAAGGAGGACUGGAAGUACGUUGCCAUGGUGAUAGAUCGUAUCUUCCUUUGGAUGUUCAUCAUCGUGUGUCUCCUGGGAACCAUCGGAUUGUUCUUACCACCCUGGCUGGCCGGCAUGAUCUAGAACCCUGUGUGUGUGUGUGUAAUAAUAUGAAUAAUUAUUAUUAUUAUUUGGUGGGUGCUUAUAUUUGUCCUAUUUCACACAUGUACAAGUGUGUUUUUGUGUGUGUGUGUGUGUACCUUAGGGCUCGUCCUUCUGCUAUGGCUCUCUCCGGAAUGAUCUAGAAGAGUUCUAGAACUGUUCCUUACUCCAGGCAUUCUAGAACUUUAUCCUUCUCCUUUCUACAAUCUAGUGUCAACGUUAACAAUGUUGAGGACCUGGACCCAGGACUCUCCAGCCAAGUCACAACUUCAAGAAGCAUCCUACCUGCUCCCACCCCCCUGUCCCCCCCAACCUUAAAGAUGAUAAAGAUUUACCUAUUUAACAACUAAGACUUAUUGGUGAAUAAAAAUAAAACAUCUGUCUUUGUAUGGACAUUAAAUAUUCAAUGUAUAGAUAGGUCUGCCGAUGAAUAGUAGAG